AUGGGCUCUUGUUAAGGCACUACUAUAGAUAUCCAAUAGGAUUUGAGAAUGAGAGAAAUUAUGACCAAAUUUCAAGUUCCUAUGCCUUAUAUUGAUGAACUUAAAAUAUUUCAAACUUUGAAAUAAGUAGAAAUGUAAUUAUUGAUUAAUUCUUUUUUUAGCGUCUAACAUCAUAGUAUUUCUCAUUAUGAUUUAAUUUAUUCCAAAAUGGGAGAUGCAUCUAAUAAAAUGAAGAAUUUAGCUAAGAAAUGGAUAACAAAAUAUGAGUUACAUAAUCAUCCUAAUUUAUUAUCGAUUCAUAAUGUUUCUAUUGUUGAAUCAAUCAAAAUAUUUAUUCCUUAUACUGAUAUUAUAUUACUAAUAGAUAAACCUAUUCAACCAUUAACAAGACAUAAAAAAGUCAUUAUGAAAUAACCAUUUUCAUAAAAUGAAAUUUUGUUUUUAAUGGAUUGUGUAGUCUCAGGUCUUGCAUUUCAAUAAUAAAAUAAAAUUUAUCCAUCUGGAUUUGAUAUUGAUGAUAUUGUAACUGUUAAAACACCAUUUAAUAUUGAAAUUUAUAAGUUAGUUGACAGGUACUAAAAACCAAUUCGAUCUAAUUUAUUUUAGGAAUUCAUUUAACUUUUUGAUGAUAAAUAAAGUAUUUAAAUUUCAUCUAAAUCCUUUUAGCUUUAAAUGAAUUAAAAAAAACAGCCUUUUUAUCACCAGCUCAAAUAGAAGCCAUUCCAAAAAAAGAUAAAGUAAAUAAUUUUUUUCAUUAUUUAUAGUAUCUUAAACAUAAUAGAUAUAAAUCAGAUGUAUUCAAUUUUGCUCUUAUUUUAAUUUACUUAAUAUAAGGGAAAUAACCUGAAAUCUAUGAUUGGAAAAAAUGGAUAGUAGAUGAUUUUGCUUUAAGAAAAGCUUAAGAUGAUCUAAUUGUAACGAAUUUCGAUGAAAAUCUAUUACAUUUAAUAGAAUUAAUGUUAACUAUAGAUGAAAAUAAUAGACCAGAUUUUAUAGAAUUAAAUGAUUUGGUCAGUAAAUUAUUCUAAGAUCUAUAAAAGAAUCGUUUAUUAGAAAAAUAUUAAGUACAUGAUUUUUUUAUUGCUCCUAUUGAUAAACCUUCUAAUUUUAAUAACCAAAUUCUAAAUGAGAAUAUUUAUCAAGCAAAAUCAGCAUAAGAAUCAAUUCCUGUUUCUACAUAAAAUUUAAAUUAAAAAUCAUAAUAAAUUACGUAACAUUAGAGAAAUGAAUCAUAAAAAACUAAAUAAAAUGAUAUUAGCUAAGCAUCUAUAAAAGAAUAAAAAAGUGAAAAUAAAAUUACUUUCGAUAAUGCUAUGAUAGUCUCAUAAGGAAAAUUACAUUAUUCAAAUGGAUUUUAUUAUAUAGGUUAGAUAUGUAAUAGAAGAAGACAUGGUGUUGGAAUUUAUUAUAGCUCUGAUAAUUAAAAAGUUACUGAAGGAAUGUGGGUUUUUGACAUUCCUGAAGGAGAUGUUAUUUUAUAUAAUUAACCAUAAGAAGAGAAUUAGUAAAUUCAUUAAAAUUUGGCAAGAAAAGAUUGGGUUCAGUAUAAAGGAUAAAUGAAAUAAGGUUAAAAACAUGGAAUUGGAGUUCUAUACUUUUCUGAUGGAUCUAAAUUUAUGGGAAAUUUUUCUUGUGAUUAAGCACAUGGUAAAGGAUAAUUUGAAUAUCAGAACAAAAAUUAAAUUAUUGGAACAUGGUAGCAUGAUAUAUAUAUUGGUUGA
Molecule: messenger RNA, 1721 nt
Organism: Paramecium sonneborni
Lineage: Eukaryota; Ciliophora; Oligohymenophorea; Peniculida; Parameciidae
Source: the annotation of a GenBank genome assembly